Messenger RNA from Durio zibethinus, 5158 nucleotides. The record is from RefSeq and is a predicted model, not a curated record. Lineage: Eukaryota; Viridiplantae; Streptophyta; Magnoliopsida; Malvales; Malvaceae.
UAUUUUUGCAUCUGCAAUCUCUCUGAAGUGGCUUUGCUGAGUUUGCACCCAUGACUGCCCGUUGAUGUUAGCUUUCAAGAGCAUUUUGCCUUGACAUUGUGAGGGUGACGCAAGCACAAGCAGCUUGUGGGGCACAUUCCAGGUUACAACAACAGCAUAUCUCUGGCUAUAAAUUGAUUGCCCAUGAAAACUCUUCAACAACAGCAGUAAUGGCAGAGUCCAAGAAGGUCCCUGGUGACACUGAAGCGCAAAUGUCAGAUUCCGUAAGCAAAAAGGGUGGUUUGAUCACCUUAUUCUUCAUUGCAGGGACCCUGUCAGGGGUGAUGCUGUCUGGUUUUGGAUGGUUAGCAAACCUGAUUGUCUACCUGGUUGAGGAAUUCAAUGUGCCGAGCAUUAGUGCUACUCAAAUUUCCAACGUGGUUCAUGGUUGUAUGAACCUGAUUCCAAUCCUUGGAGCAAUCAUUUCUGACUCCUACUUGGGAACUUUUUCUGUUGUUGCAAUUUCUAGCUUUAUCUCUUCACUGGGGAUGAUUAUGCUAACUUUAACAGCAAAACUCAGCUCUUUGAAACCUCCACCGUGUGAAACUGGAUCAAGCUUGUGCCAAACUCCAUCAAAAGUACAACUUGCAAUCCUGUAUGUGAGUAUAGCUAUGGCAUCUGCAGGGUUGGGGGGAAGUCGGUAUACUCUAGCAACAAUGGGAGCAAAUCAACUUGAUAAGCCCAAAGACAAGGAAACUUUCUUCAAUUGGUUCUUUUUCACUAUUUUUGCAUCUUGCAUAAUAAGUUCCACAGCUAUUGUCUAUGUUGAGGAUAGCAUUAGCUGGGAGCUUGGAUAUGGCAUAUGUUUUGCUGCUAACUUCGUUGCUUUAGCCAUUUUCUUGGCUGGACAUCAAUUCUAUCGACGUGACAAGCCACGAGGCAGCCCAUUUACGGGUUUGCUUCGUGUUGUUGUUGCUGCUGUAUGGAAAAGGAAACUUGUGCUCUCAUCCAGGAGUGAAGAUUAUUACCAUGAACAUGAUGGUACAAACAAGGUCAUGCCUGCAACACCAAAACGGAGCUUCAGGUUCUUGAACCGAGCAGCGCUGAAAACUGAGGGAGACAUCUAUUCAGAUGGAUCAAUUGCAAGACCAUGGAAGCUAUGCACUUUACAACAAGUUGAAGAUCUCAAGACUCUAAUAAGACUUUUCCCAAUAUGGUCAAGUGGUAUAUUUCUUACCACUCCUAUAGCAAUCCAAUCCAGCAUAACAGUUAUCCAAGCUCUAUCAAUGGACCGUCACCUUGGCUCCAAUUUCAAAAUCCCUGCUGCAUCUAUUGUAGUGGUGGUCCUUAUAUCCUCAUCCAUCUUUGUCGCCCUGUUUGAUCGCUUCCUAUUUCCUACCUGGCAGAAGCUGAUUGGCCGUCCUCUGACACCGCUGCAGCGCAUAGGAGUAGGCCAUGUUAUUAAUGUGCUAAGCAUGGCAAUUUCAGCACUGGUGGAGUCAAAACGGCUCGAAACAGUCCAUGCUCACCACCUUGAGGCACAGCAUGGUGCCAUAGUGCCAAUGCUAGUCUGGUGGCUAUUUCCACAGCUUGUUGUGGUUGGCAUAGGAGAUGCAUUUCAUUUUCCAGGACAAGUUGCAUUGUAUUACCAAGAAUUCCCUGCCUCACUGCGAACCACAGCUACUGCUAUGGUUUCUUUAGUUGUCGGCAUUGCUUUCUAUGUCAGCACAGCUCUGGUCGAUCUAAUCAGGAACGUUACAGGAUGGUUGCCAGAAAACAUAAACAGUGGAAGGCUAGACAAUCUGUACUGGAUCUUAGUUACGGCUGGGGCGCUGAAUUUUAUCUACUUUUUAGUGUGUGCCAAGUUGUACAAGUAUCAAAACAUUGAAAAGGAAGUUGAUGCUACUUCCAGUUUUGAUAUAUAAUAAUACUGCAUGCUGAACAAAAAAAAGCUGGAAGAUCCUUUCCCCAAGCCAAACUGUUUGAAUUUAGGGAUGAAAAUGAUAAAUGUGGCUUAAGACUUGAAGUUUACAAUGUACCAAAAAUGGCUAUUGGCUUAUUCACCUCCUUUAACAAGUAUAUCAGAAAUUCAUCAAAUACCCUUCACUUUUUUAAGCGCAUUGCUCCAUACAAUUACAUUUUGAAUUGAUUCAAGUAAAUUUAUCUACAACAUCGAUUUAACGAAUUCAUUAUAAAUUGCUUUUUCAAGUCCUUUGGUAAAUUUGAACCUGGACAACAACAACGAAAAACACUCUCUUUAUCAUUUAUCACUUGAGCUAACCAUAUGUUAUCCGUGACAAUAUCCAUGUUUUAGUGAUGUUAAAUCUUCCAAAAGCAAAAAGUUUAUUUCAAUGAAAAGCACAAGGGUGAUAAACUGAUCAGAGUGUUUCCUAAUUCUGAAGAAAAGAUAAUGAUCUACACGCGUGUUGCAUCUCGAUCUUUUAUUUUCGACCACAAAACUGUAAGAGUGGUUCACUAUCUGAUUGUCAAAUGGAAACAGAAAGUAGUAGUAAGAGAGAAGGAUUUGAUGAAUCAUUUGCAGAACCACCAUUAGAGCCCAUUGCAUGUGGCUGGAAUCACUUAAAAUGCACUUUCUUAAUGCAUUCUGAUGCAAUGUAUUAUGAUAAAAUGCAUUCUCCACGGCUCAGUAUUGCCAGUGCUAUUUUCUGUAGUUAAACAGUUUCUGAUUCAUUGCAAACUACUAAUUGCUUCUUGAAGUCAUAAUGAGUUUUAGCGGAAAAAAUGCAAUUCAAAUAUGGUAGGACCUCAGGAAUUGACAGGAAAUCCAACUGCACCAUGAUCACCAUCGACCUUAUUAUCGGUUUGAAUAAAACAAUCCAUGCAAUCCUCUGUAUUGCAGAGAAAGCACUGCUGUUUCCUUGAGAUUUCCACAAUACUCCUAUCAAGUUUUUAUAUCUCUCGCAAAAUUUACAGGUCCAAGUACCCCUCGGCAUUGGAGGCAGCCUCAUGAAAAUAUGGACAUCCGUUGAAUCCGAAGUUUAAUUCAAUUGAUCAUGCAACCACUUCUAAAAAAUAACAUCCACCACGUCUAAAGUUUGAAUCUUAACACUUGCAAUCUUUUCCCUUACCUUCAUGCUACUGCAUCUUUGUGAAAAAAAUAUCGAGAUUCCAUUCUAUUAUCAGCAACCACAGCAUGCAGAUUUGAAGUUACUGACUUCCAGCGGUAUAAUUUUAUAUCUUUCCAACUUUUGCUACAGGUGAAUAGGAUCGUACUGUUGAGCAUGGAUACAGUUGACAGGUGCAGCCAUAACCAACAACUCUUCGAUCCAUCCCUCCCACGCCAAGAAGGAGAGAGAGAGAGAAAGUGUAAAACAGUUCUUUGAAUAUGGAAAAUCCAACUAUUAUAUAUUUAAACUCAGCCCCUCCAAAAUUCUCAUUGCUGCAAGUUCCGCUAUAUUCGAUAUUCACCUUCAUCAUGACUUAGCUCAAUGAUCGAGCACAAAGCAAGAUGCAGCAUGAGUAAUCUUCUCAAAAUAACCUCAAUGUAUUAAAUAGAGGAUUCUGUUCCAUUAGUUUAAAAAUUGGACAACCAAUAUGGUUCAUGCUUUGAACAAAAAUGUGAUCACCUGUUACUUCAUCAUUCAAAAAUGAAAUUAUCAUGCAGUUUCUAUGAAAUAGACAAGUUAAAAGUUGUGUAAUAAUUCUUUUCUACAAUUUUUCAUGUCACUCAAAGGAGGAUUUGUAAAAUAGUACCCCUUAUAAAGUUUAGCAUUCAAUGGAAUAUAGUUCUCAGGCAAGGAUCAAAGCCUGUUUCAGAGAAUGGAAAUUAAGCAAAUCACACGUGCAUAUACUUGAGACCAUUAAUUAAAAUUGUAAAGUAGGAAAAUAUCAACUUCUUUGUGAAAAUACAAUGGGUCAAAGAGAAGAGUCAAACAUGCAAAGGGAGGAAAUCAGUUGUGCAUAGCAAAAAGAAGCCUCAAUAGUCACUUAUUAACAAAGAUUUUGGCUAAAAGACAGCAAUUUUAGUUUCAAAGAAACCUGGUUCAGUGUAUCCCGAACUUUUAGCAGAUUUAACAACUUGGCUCAAUGGCUAGCCAUCUUCAACCUCACUCAUUACAUAACCCAACAUACCUGUCAAAAAGAAGUUUCUAUAUAGAAGGCAAAUCAAAAGUAAUAGACGACCAUGAACUAAGCUUGUCACUUGAAAUAAAGCUAAUAAAUAAUUACAUCGCGUGGAAAAAAUGACAAAAGCAAAACAGACCUGUUGAUUUUCCAAUAAGUGAUGCAAUGCCUAUGACUUUUGUUCUUGAUUUUGAAUUGGAUAACACUUGACACACACCUAUGUGUAAUAUGCAACAAAGAAGCAAAAGUAAUAUAGUAAAAAAAUAACUAAAGAAGCAGCUCUCGUCUGAUAAACAAGAAGAUUGAUACAAAAGAAUUUACCUACGCCAGUAAGUUUGGACAGAGAAGAAUCAUCUGAUUUGACCCUACAAACUUCAGUUAAAAUGUUAUCAUCUAACUCCUUUUGUUUAACAUCUGAAUGAAUUCGAAAAGGUUGGGCCAGGUCGAAAAUAACGGGCUUGUUUGUUUCAGCUUCUCACUUCCUUUCAGUUUUUCUUGGAAAAUUCAUGAAUUUGAUCAAAGGUCGUAUCGUUCUGCACUUCUUCAACGCGGGUUUCUGUUUUUAGGUGAUUCCGACAAAUGGGUUUUCUUUAGUUUUAGUUCUCAUGUUCAAUCCAUGGAGUUUCAGUUUUCAGCACUUUGCACGGUUUCUUCGCUGUUAUGGACACAAGUGAAGGCAUUUUUUUUUGGUUCAAUUCCUCGUUUCUCUUACAUUUUGUGUGAACACUUGUGUUCAUUUGUAUGCAUAGUUAUGUACAGAACAAUUUUCGAGACACUUGAUUGAGUUUAUGCCUUUCUGGUGAUUAGCUAUCUGAUGAUUUGUAAUUCCUGUAACAGGUAUGUUAGUUGUGAGCGUGUGCGAGCGCCGACUUUUUUUAUUAUGUUGCAUUGAAUUGCUUUUUCUCGGCUGCCAGAAAAACAAGUCCAGAUCGCUUCAAAAAGAAUAGAAUAUGCGACAGAUUGUGGCUUAUCUUGGAUGAUGAUAUUGAAUAGAUUUUUUUUCCCUCUCUCUGUUUAAUAUUUUCCUCUUCUGUAAGCUCGUUGUGUAACAUUAUACAUUGGAGGAAAUAUCAUUCAUGUAAAUAUUAGGCUUCAU